AUGUCUGACUCGGGACUCUCAGCUGCCGGGAGCAGCACAUACUCAUCAAAUACACUACAUGUGGGAGAUGGCACUUGGGACUCGCAGCGCGAUACCUUCUUGCUGCCGAACUUGAUGGGUGUGAACUUCGAGACAAUGCGAUAUAAUGGCAUGGGUAAUCGAUUUAAGAAUAUGGCUGGGUACCAUUCAAUAAUUAUCGCCCACGGUGUCAUCGCGACUAUUGUUUUCUUGGGUCUUGUUCCGAUAUCAACCUUAAUCAUCCGGUAUUACUCUCGGUGGAAUCCUUUCUGGGCGUUUAAGCUCCACGCAUGGUGUCAGGUACUCACGCUACUCCUGACGACCGUGGUAUUUGUGCUGGGCUGGUUCGCUGUCGGCCCCGAGAGAAGCCUGACCAACCCCCACCAUGGAAUUGGUUUAGCGAUAUACGUCAUGGUCAUCUUUCAAGUCCUUUGGGGCUGGUUUCUGCACAAAGUAGAGAGCAAGAAGAGGUCGUACCACGUCCCCUUGAAGCUGGUGAUUCACCGAUGGCUUGGUCGAGCACUGGCCAUAUUAGGAAUUGUUCAAAUUCCUCUGGGCCUGACACUCUAUGGUUCUCCGAAAGUGCUUUUCAUUCUAUUCGCAGUGGCAGCGUUUGCGCUCUUCAUGGCCUUUUUUGUGCUGUCCUACCUUUAUGACGACGAGGGCUUCCAUGCACCAAGCGAGCAUGGAAGCCGAUACACUGGGCCAUCAGUCGUGGAAGAAGAGCACGGUCAUCACGGUGGCUUGGGCCAGGCCUUGGCUGGAGGUGCCUUGGGUGCAGGUCUUGCCUCGAUGUUCCGACGACGUCAGAGAAGCCGCCAUUCGAGUCAAGUCUAUGAAGAGUCUCGUACAUCAUACUCGGAUGACAAAUACUCAGACGAAUCCUCUAGGCCGAGCGGUGGAGGUGGCGGAGGUAAAAGUGGCGGUGGUUGGGGCAAGAAGCUUCUGGAGAUCGGUGCCUUGGCUGGUGCUGGCAUUCUAGCAAAGAAACUGUGGGACCGUCGGCGAAACCGCGAAGAUGACGCUGAAUCGGGCCGAUAUAGACCUGCCCAUUCACGCAGUGACAGCUACACCGAGGACUCUCUCAGCCGACUAGAGGAUGGACGACCAGAGCCCGCUCGCCCUUUGCCUGCCAAUCGCCCUCCAAGCCGCCCGCCUAGCCGGCCACAGAGUCCCGGUUCGUCAUACUAUUACAACAGUACAUACCUCACCGAGCCUGAAAGGCGCCCAUCUCAUGGAGUCCGUGAUGCACUACUCGGCGCUGGUGCCUUCGCUGCUGUGAAACGUUUAUUCAGUCGCAACAAAGACAAGGACGAUGAAGAAAAACGCCGAAUGGAGGACAUUCGCCGUCGGGAGGAAGAGGAUGAACGGCUGCAAAGGGCAAAUAGCAAACGACGCCGCCCAGAUGCAGGAGUCGGGCCCUAUCCUCAGCGACGACGUCCAAGCUCUUACACAGAGAGUGACUUGACUCCAACCGACUUGACACCCCGACCUCCACCUCCCCGACAGUCAUCCCUUGGAGACUCAUUGCUCACCCCGGAGCCUGUUGCAACGGGUGCUGUUCAUGGCGUUCCCUCGGAUAUCCCUCCCAUCCCUCCAGUGCACCAAGAAUUGUCCGGCGACCUGCCAUCCGAGCGACCACAUUCUUACCACUCUCACCAUUCUCGACAUAGCCAUGAUUUUGCCGAGGGCGCACUUGCUGGGGCAGCCGCCGGAGCAGCUAUGGGCGCUGCAUCUAGCCACCGUCGUAGCAGCGUGAGCCGACAUCGUGAAGACCACGUCGAGUCUCCACCGGUCUCAGUCAAGGUUAAAAUGCACAACGACGGUAGACAUGUCACUCUCCGCCGCCUUACAGAAGAAGAAGCGGCCGCCCAGCGCGAGGCACGACGCCGUGAGCGUCGAAACUCCCGGCGUCGCGGCAGCAGCGCGGGUUCCUUAUCUGGAGACGAAAACAGAAGCCAGGACCGCUGGCGUCGUGUUGAAGAAAUGGAGCGCCGACAAGCCGAGCAGACUCGCCGGGAACAAGAGGCUGCAAUUGCUGCCGCAUCGGCUGCGCCAACUGGUAGCGCCCCGAUAUCCUCAUUCCACCCAUCUCAAUCUCAGAUUAGCCACAUGCCACCACCGCCUCCUAUCCCGCAACCCGCUCCUUCCAGCAUACCCUACGGCAGUGUCACAUCCCCUGGCAUCUGGACAGGCACGGAUGCAAGCGGCUCAUAUGCGAACAAUCGCCGACGCCGACGCGCAGAGCGAGCACGGGCGAGGCAGGAGAGACAACAGCGUGGCGUGGAGUUUGAAUAA
Molecule: messenger RNA, 2316 nt
Organism: Penicillium macrosclerotiorum
Lineage: Eukaryota; Fungi; Ascomycota; Eurotiomycetes; Eurotiales; Aspergillaceae
Exons: 3
Coding region: 1-2316 (771 amino acids)
Biological process (GO): chromosome segregation
Cellular component (GO): MIS12/MIND type complex
Source: RefSeq, a predicted model, not a curated record